This is a messenger RNA of Suncus etruscus (white-toothed pygmy shrew), 2521 nucleotides long. It is a transcript of the gene FYB1, whose product is annotated as FYN binding protein 1. Gene Ontology annotation, molecular function: protein binding; lipid binding. The transcript has 19 exons. The record is from RefSeq and is a predicted model, not a curated record. Gene Ontology annotation, biological process: integrin-mediated signaling pathway; T cell receptor signaling pathway; protein localization to plasma membrane. NCBI's taxonomy places the organism in Eukaryota, Metazoa, Chordata, Mammalia, Eulipotyphla, Soricidae. Gene Ontology annotation, cellular component: plasma membrane.
AAGGCAGAUGUGAAGUCCCUCAUGGCGAAGUUUAACACGGUGAACACCCUAACAGAGGAGGUUCCCAUCGUUCCCAUCCGGCCCUUGAAGCUCCCAAAGCAAAACUCUCCUGCCGGAGUCCCACCUAGAAAGAACUUACUCAGCCCCCAGGGCCAUGACAGCGCCCCUGCAGGACCCAGUGGUGUACCGAAGAUUAUGCCUCCAAAGCCCACCUUGGGGGUGAAACCUUCAGAGGACAAGCCUGAAAGGGAGCCCAAGCCCCCGUUUCUCAAGCCCACUGGAGUAGGCCAACGAUUUGGAGCCCAGGCCAGCACAGCCACUAAAGAUGAGUUGAAACCUGCUUUUCCAAAACCUGGCAUCAUCCCCAAGACUAUCAACCUGCCCAAAGAAGAUUACAAACCAGGCUUUCCUCCUCCUCCCGGAAACAAGCCAGGGUUUGGUCACGACCAUGACUUGCCACCGGCAGGCCUGAAGCCCAGGUCCAACACUUCUGCUCAGGAGAAUGAGCUGAAAGUGGGGUUCCCAAAACCAAGCGGGAUCAAAGGCAAGUUUGCGUCCGCCUCUCAAGAACAGGACACCAAGCCCCUCUUCCCUAAACCAGUCUUCCAGAGACCCUCCCUGCGAGACGAGGACACCCACGAAGAGGAGAUCCCCUGGAAGAACAUGACCUCUCCAUCUAAAGGAUUCCCGAGUCCUGCAGGAGCCAGGUUCAGAGUAGGCUCUGCAAAGUCGGCUAGGGAUGAGCCCGAAAACAAAGACCACAGUGGCGGCGAGGUGACCAGUGCCCCUUAUCCUGGAGUGGUUCUGAAACCCACUGGAAGCAGAGCUGGCCCUGCUGGACUCCCCAAGAAUGCUGAGGACAGAAAAGAAGAGAGGAAGGUGGAUGCUGCUAAGAACAUCUUCCUGAGCAAGAUGAACCAGGAAGAGCCAGCCUCGGGGGUACCGCCUGCCAAGUACCCUAAGACACCCUCAAAACUGGUCCCAGGAGGGCCCUGGGCCCAAAGUCAAGAAAAGGACAAGGAUGACAAGAACCCAAGUACCCCAAAACAGAAGCCCUUGCCUUCCUUGUUCACCCUGGGUCCACCUCCACCAAAACCUAGCAGACCCCCCAAUGUGGACCUCACAAGAUUUCUAAAAGCUGCUUCUGGAAACAGUACCAGCAAAGACACAAUAUCUUCCUCAACAACUUCCCCUCUCCCACCUCUACCAGUCCAUCCAACCAAUCAGCCGCCAUUACCAGCAUCUCACCCAGCACAGUCGUCAGUGCCGAGUCUACCUCCCAGAAAUAUAAAACCUCCCUUAGACCUAAAAAGUCCUGUAAAUGGAGAAAGUCAAGAUGCUGUCAAGCACUCAGAUGGUGCUGGAAAUAUAGAUGAGGAAGAGAGUGAAGGAGAAACCUAUGAAGACAUAGAAGCAACCAAAGAACGAGAAAAGAAAAGAGAAAAGGAGGAAAAGAAGAGACUAGAACUGGAGAAAAAAGAACAGAAAGAGAAAGAAAAGAAAGAACAAGAAAUCAGGAAAAAGUUUAAACUAACAGGCCCUAUUCAAGUCAUCCAUCAGGCUAAAGCUUGCUGUGAUGUCAAAGGCGGAAAGAAUGAACUGAGCUUCAAGCAAGGGGAGCAAAUUGAAAUUAUCCGCAUCACAGACAACCCUGAAGGGAAAUGGUUGGGCAGAACAGCAAGAGGGUCGUAUGGCUAUAUUAAAACAACUGCCGUAGAGAUUGACUACGAUUCUUUGAAACGGAAAAAGACAUCUCUCAGUGCCCUUUCAUCCAGACCUCCAGAAGAUGACCAGGAUGUAUAUGAUGAUGUCGCAGAGCAGGACACCAAGAGCAGCCACAGUUAUAGUGGAAGUGGAGGAAUAUUCCCACCUCCCCCAGAUGAUGAUAUUUAUGAUGGAAUAGAAGAGGAAGAAGACAUUGAAGGCUCCAUGCAACAAGUUGAAGAGCAGAGUAACACCUGGCCUUGGGGAAUUUUGAAGAUGUUCAAGGGAAAAGAUGACAAAAAGAAAAGUACACGAGUGAAACCUAAAGAGUCUGAAUCAGACAAUAAUGAAGGUUCAUAUUUUCCUUCUCCUCCUAAACAAUUGGAUCUUGGAGAUGAAGUCUAUGAUGAUGUGGAUGCCUCUGACUUCCCUGCUCCACCUAUGGAAUUGAGGUAAGGCAAAAAUAUCAAGGCCAAGACACAAGAAAAAGACCUUAAGAAGUUAAAAAAGCAAGAAAAAGAAGAAAAAGAGUUUAGGAAAAAAUUUAAAUAUGAUGGUGAAAUCCGGGUCCUAUAUUCAAUUAGAGUUUCUCCUUCCUUAACUGCUAAAAAGUGGGGCAAUAGAGAUUUACAGAUAAAGCCUGGAGAAGCCCUGGAAGUUAUACAAAGCACUGACGAUACAAAAGUUCUCUGCAGGAACGAAGAUGGAAAAUAUGGUUAUGUCCUUCGUACUUACUUGGAGGACAAUGAUGGAGAGAUCUAUGAUGAUAUUGCUGAUGAUACCAUUUAUGACAAUGACUAGCUCUCAGCUUCACUCA